CACACGGCGGCGGCGGCGGCGGCUCUUCCGCUGCGGGGUGUGGUUCUGUCCCCUUCGCCUCCCAGAAGGGGCGAAGGCGGGGGGCCCCGGGGCCGAAAAGGCCGCAGACCUCGGAGAGGGGCUCCCCGCAAACAGCAGAGGGCGGUGACCAACGCCGUUGGCUCUCGGCCGCUGUGUGGGCGACUCGAAAGAGUCAAAUGUAAAUCAUGAAAAUGUGUCGGAACGUGAUGCCUGCCCUGCAGCUGCUCUUAGCUUGCUCUGGUCAUUUAAUGAUGGCCAUGGUCGAGGGCAGUGAAUUCUACAAAAUGAUCUCUUUCUGUUUCUCUCCAGGUGUCUGUUCCAAAGUUUGACAAGAUCCCUUGGUUUAGCGAGGCCAGCCUGGUAAACAAGCCAUUAGUGCUCAGCCUCCCCAAAAGAUCUCCUGAUGGCUCCGCCACUUUUCUGAUUUCAUCUAAGAAGAAUGUGAAUUUGCCAAUUUUGUUUCAAGUUCCAGAUGACUUACCUAAGGUACUCAAAAUCUUUUUAAUUGAAAAGAACCCAUAGCAGUCCUAGGGUGACACGUAAUGCAAAGGCGCCUCCUAUCUGCGGUCGGCGUUCAGCAGAUAUUUGCUGCAUGGAAUGAGUGAGCCCCGCGCCCCACGCCCCCAUUCUGCCUGCAGUGCUUUAGGGCUCCCGUCCACCAGAGCUAAGAAUAAAGCAUGAGGUUAGGACCACCGAAAAGGGAAACCCCAAAAAUUCAUGUCGAGGACUCUGCCCAGAGGUCUUUAGAGACUGCGGCUCCGCCGGUGUCCGGAGCCAGCCCCCAGGCACCUCCUGGCUGGGCGGGAGGUGGAGGAGGAAGGCAUGGAUAACCACCUGGGCAGGUGAGAGGCCCAUGCUCCGCCGGCUCCGCUGCAAUACGCGUAGGCGGCCACUGGAUGGCAGCCGAGAGCAACAGCCGGCCCGAUGGGCGGAGCCAGAAAGGUGGGUCUCUGGGCGAGACAGGAGGUCACGAGUCCUGUGCUCUGGGCCAGGAGGAGCCAGAGUGACCCCAUGCUGAUCAGAAACAAGCAGUUGUGCUCCAAAUGCCGAGAAAUAAAAAUGGUGCAACCAAGAACCAUGAUGAUCCCAGAUGAUCUGCAGCUGUCCUUUGAGAAUUUACUGAGUCAUAAAAUGAUGAGUCUUCAGCCACCGAGAGAUCAGACUGCACCCAAGUGUCCUUAUGAUGACAUCCCAACAGAGAGCGUCCACUACAGACUGCCCAUUCUGGGGCCCCGGACGGCUGUGUUCCACGGGCUGCUGGCAGACACCUACAGAGCUCUGCAGAAGACACAGCUGCCCUCCUCGCCCAGGAAGGAGCCGGCCGGCAAGAUAAUGAGGCUGCGGGUGAUGGGCGCCCAGCACUCGUGAACCCCCAGAGAGAGCAGCCUCCCCCGGCCAGUCGCUGACACCGGUGCCUCUCGCUGUCCCCCCAACACCAUAAAGGAGACGCGGCUCUGCCGUCCAAGGGUGGCCAGAGUCCUCGCUCUUUCCGCCACCUUCUCACUCACUUCUCCCAAAGACGGACGGUUUAAUCGACACAAUUAUAAGGUGUAUCGAUUAAAACUGAAGAGUUCGAGUAUCAUUCAUUUUAUUUUGUUAAUCUGAAUAUUAUGCGCCUAAUGAGAUAAAAUGUUCCCUAAAGCUCAUUAAGAAGCCUUCGUCUGGAGUACUAGUAUAUUUUGAAAAUUUCAUGAGCUAGAAUAGCAUUCUCGUGUUGGCUUGUGUUCUAGUGUCGACGGUGAGAUGUCGGUCUGUACCAGUGGUUCUGAAGCCUUUUGUCAUAGGCACGUUUCCGCUCGUAAAUACUGAGAGCCCUAAAGAUCUUUUUUUUUUUUUAAUGUGGCUUAUAGCUACUGAUGUUUAUCGUAUUAGAAAUUCAAAUGGAGAAAAAUUAAAAACAUAACAAGCACACUUUCCGAUAGCUGUCAGAGUGACGUCAUCACAUGCCACGCAGCCUCUGGAAAACUCCCUUGGGAGAGGAGAAAAGUGAGGAAGGCAGGUGCCAUCUUAGUGUUGUGACAAUAAUUUUGACUUCACAGACACCAGAAAGGACCUCGGAGACACCCGGGGGACCCCAGACUCCCGGCGAGAGCUCCCGGCGUCGAUGCUGCACCCUCGUGUCCCCAGCCUCCCAGGGCACGGACGCCGGGGUGCUGUCCCCCACCCCCACCCCUCCCCCGCCUGGGCCCAGGGCAGAGGCGUGGGGAGAAGCCACCAGCAGGUUUUCCAGCUUCGGUGAUGUCACCUUCCAGCGGCAUUCGUCAUCCGUCUCCCUUUGCUCACGGUGCUGCUCGACGACCUCGAUUUAGCGUCCUGGUCGGAACAGACUGGGUCGUCCCCUUGGCCCGAGAACGCUGGUUCCCUCCGAACUCCCGUUUCUCUGUGUAAAUGUGUGUUAGUUUGUUUGCUUUGGGCGACGUUUGGACUCGUUUCUCAGAAUCCGAGGCCCAGAGCUGGGCCCGUGUGGCUUCAGCACACUGGUGCGUCCCCUCAGCUGGCCCGCGGGCGACCUUCCUUGUCACUUGACUCCUGCAAGUUCGCCCUGGUGAGAGGUGCUGAGGGCGCAGCACCCUACGCUGGGAAGUCCAGCUCUCGACAGCCUUUUCCACCCUUUCUACUUAAACUUGGGAAGAGAUCUGCCUGGGUACUGCCUGAUUUUUUCCCCGACCAGUAAGAAUGUUUAUAAAAAAUCAUCUUAUGCUCGCCAAACUUGCUUCUCUUUGUGCCGUGGGCGUCAAAUGCUGGACUCUGCCCCUCCGCUCCGUGCAGCCUUUCCUAGUAUUUUCCCCACCACGUGUCCCUCAGCUUCAUUCACAAAUCUCUCAUAAAUGGUCAGGACAAUUUCUUCACUACGAAAAUCUACUCAUAAUGUUAUUCCUGGUUCAAAGUCAUGUACAGUUCUGAUUAAUUAUUAACAGGGUAGUUUCUUGUUUGUUCGUUUCAAGGCUAAAGCCCGAUUUCACUGUUUUAAAAAUGUAUGACGCUCGUUAGAAUAAAAAUCCA
Pteropus alecto (black flying fox) is the source of this 3024-nucleotide messenger RNA. RefSeq names its product chromosome unknown C1orf105 homolog (gene CUNH1orf105). The record is from RefSeq and is a predicted model, not a curated record. Bases 946 to 1389 code for a protein of 147 amino acids. NCBI's taxonomy places the organism in Eukaryota, Metazoa, Chordata, Mammalia, Chiroptera, Pteropodidae. The transcript has 6 exons.